AAAAUCUCCAAUUAUCCAGGAGAGAGAGACUUGAGAGAAAAUAGGAUCGAGUUUUAGGGUUUCCUCAAAAUUUUGGCAAAUUCUAACUAUUUGGUCUGGAAUUCGUAAUUAGGUUCGACAUUAAUCGAAUUUCUUGGGCUGCGACAUUCUCUCACGUCGCUUGAUUGUUGUUCAUCGAGAAGGAGGGUUGAUUUGGGCUUCGCAUAAUAGUUCGAACAGGAGGGUCUGGAAUUCACGAAAGUUCAAGAACAAUGUAGUCAGAAGAGAAAACAACCUUUCCAAAAUCCAAGCUCUGAGAAAGAGCAAGAGCAGCAUGAUGUUGUUAAGAAAAGGAAGCAAAAACAAAAGUCAUAUUGUUCUCCAGGUUCCAUGACAAGGUAUCUUGAUCUUCGAAAAAAGCAAUUAGAAAAUAAUGAAAUAGUUGCAGCCGGUAAUCCAAUUCUGAAUACUGAAACAUCACCAAUAAGAGUUGAUAAUGAUGAUGAUGUACAACUGAAUAAUAAUGAUGCUGGAUAUGACCUUGGAUUUGAAUUAGAAUUGGAGACAAUAGCUGAAAACGAAAAGGAAGCUCCUAAGAAGAAGCAUCGAGGGCCAACAAAGCUUACACAAGUUCAUGCGCGUACAAGAGAAGAACGUCAAUAUAUUAUUCUGAACUUGUUUGGCCAACCAGUAGGACCUACAAAGGAAAUUGUUGAAGAGUUUAAGUUUUUCCUCGGAACUUUGGGGAAGGAUUCUGAGCUUGCGCCACUUAAUUAUGUAAAUUUUCGAGAUCUGCCCACACAUGACAAAAUAUGGGAUUAUGUUUUGUAUAUGAAAAAUAUAUAGUUCCUGAAGCCGGAAGAAAAUAUGCAAUGGAGGCUGUCAAUACAAGUUGGCGUAGUUAUAAAUGCAGAUUUAAGAAGAAUUAUUUCUACGCAUAUGCCACUGAUGAGUUAAGAUGGGAGAAUAAACCAGACACUAUUUCAGUACCUCAGUUUCAAGACCUCUUGAAUUACUGGAAAUGUGAAAAAGUUGAGGAAGAAAGUAAGACCAACAGUGAAAAUCGUUUGUUGUUAAAUGAUAUGCACACGAUGGGCCGUAAGGGGUUUGCAAUUUUACGUCAUGAAUUGCAAGAGCAGGACCCGGAUAAGCAAGAACCUUCUCAAGAAAAGGUCUACAAAGAAUCAAGGAAAAGAGUUACAGGGAGAACAUACCUUACCAACCCUGAGAAAAUCCAAGAGAAUAUUGUAAAAAUAGAUGCUUUAGAGUCCACCCAAGACGGAGAAGGAGGGACCAACUCCAAAGACCUUAUCUCUGAAGUGAUACAAGGUCCCAAAAGCAAAAGCAAAAGCCGCGUACCACUUUACGGAAAAGGUAUGACAAAGAGUGACUUGAAGAAAAAGGGAAAAAAAUCAGGAUUCUUGAUUCCGGAAGAGUUCUUGCAGAGUAUGAAAACAAAGUUGGUGCAUCAACUUGCACCCCACGUUGUGUCUAUGAUUGUAUCUCAACUUCAAGAAGCUAAUCCCGAGAUAAAUAUAGUUAUUCCUGAUUUUGUGACUCUAUCGACUCCAAAGGAUGCUGCCAGUGCGCCGCGUGUCAGUGAGCAAAAUGGGCAGUCUGGUGGGACAAGUAGGACAAUUAACCAGGAGCAUGGUGAGCUAAAUGGAGAAGAAAUGUAGAUUUAACAAUGAGACGGUCGAGGCUUUUGUUUGUUUUAGGCCAUUUUGGGAUUUCUAGUAACGUUGAAUUUGUUUAUAUGGAUUUUAAUUUAUGUACUUUUGUCAUUAAAAACACUAAAUUAAUUAGUGAACAACUAUUUUGUAAUGCAUGUGUCCUAUAUGGGCACUAAUAUAUAUUGUAAUAUUACUCUUUUAAGUCAUUGAAAAUCUU
Molecule: messenger RNA, 1869 nt
Organism: Spinacia oleracea (spinach)
Lineage: Eukaryota; Viridiplantae; Streptophyta; Magnoliopsida; Caryophyllales; Amaranthaceae
Exons: 8
Coding region: 792-1658 (288 amino acids)
Source: RefSeq, a predicted model, not a curated record